Molecule: messenger RNA, 1746 nt
Organism: Bombina bombina (fire-bellied toad)
Lineage: Eukaryota; Metazoa; Chordata; Amphibia; Anura; Bombinatoridae
Product: olfactory receptor 502-like
Exons: 2
Coding region: 1-1746 (581 amino acids)
Biological process (GO): G protein-coupled receptor signaling pathway
Cellular component (GO): membrane
Molecular function (GO): olfactory receptor activity; G protein-coupled receptor activity
Source: RefSeq, a predicted model, not a curated record
AUGAAAACUACUGCAGGAAUAACUCCUGUAACUCUAGCAGAUCACUCUCCUAUCUUUCUAGAAGUACAGUUAAAUAGGUUCAUAAACUCCUCCACGCGAUUUAGAUUUCCAUACUACUUGGUCAACGAUUCUAAAUUUAAGAACCAUUUGAUCAAUAAAUUCAAGGAAUAUCUUCAUUUUAACUCCGAGUUUGCUGACCGCCCGGAAAUAUUCUGGGGAGCUGCCAAAGCAGUCCUCAGAGGGGAAAUAACGGCCUAUGCCGCUAUGAUAUCAAAAAAAAUGAAAAAGAGGGAGAAAGAGGUCACGAAUUCCGUGACCAACGCAUAUAACCGUUAUUUUCUGCAAAACACACCUUUUCUUUGGGCUAAAUAUAUAAAAGCCAAGAGCGAAAGAGAUGCUAUGGCUUUAUUAGUGGAAACACAGAGAGAAUUGAGGUUUCAGGCCAAGCUUUAUCGAUUCGGCAACAAAUCUGGCAAACUAUUGGCUAAGUUAGCCAAAGGUGAUAAUAAGCCCCCUAUGAUUGAAAGAGUUCUUCAUCGGGGGAAGCUACUGGUAAAAACAGAAGAUAUCCUAGAGGCUUUUACAGAGUAUUAUAGAGAUCUGUACUCUGCAAGAACUGCAGAUAAAUCUCAGUCUGAGCAAUUUUGGGGCCAGGUAAACUGCCCUUCAAUCACAGCAGAAAUGAAUACCAUUUUGAACAGCCCGAUUUCUAAUGAGGAAGUUAGUAAAAUGAUUUUUGAAUCAGCAACGAACAAAGCAGCAGGCCCAGAUGGCCUUCCCAAUGAGGCAAAGCAUGAUGGGAACCUAACAUCAGUAACAGAAUUCAUACUUCUUGGGUUCGGAAACCUUCAGAAUUAUAAAACUUUAUUUAUCUGUCUGCUCAUUAUCAUUUAUAUGCUGACUUUAGUUGGAAACCUCUUACUCAUUAUGCUGGUGUCAGCCUCUAAAGACCUCCAUUCUCCAAUGUACUUUUUCCUUACCCAACUUUCUUGUUCUGACAUCUUGUUUGCAACCAACAUUGUCCCUAACUUGUUGCAUGUUAUUGCAUUAGAACGAGGAACUAUAUCAUAUUCUGCUUGUUUUUCUCAGUUCUUCUUCUAUGGUCUAUCAGCAACUACUGAGUGCUUCCUUCUAACUGUGAUGUCCUAUGACCGAUAUCUUGCCAUAUGUAACCCAUUACGUUAUUUGUCCAUCAUGGACGUCAAAUAUUGUCUUCACCUGAUCAGCUGGUCUUGGGUCACUGGUUUUGCAGUAACAUUAACUAUAGUCACACUUGUGUGCUCGCUAACGUUCUGUGGUCCUAAUAUCAUUGACCAUUUCUUCUGUGACUUUUCUCCUCUUCUCAAACUUUCGUGCUCUAACACACAAGUUGUCGCCAUAACAAAUUUAGUGCUCGCCACCCCCAUAACGCUUUUAUUAUUUAAUCUUGUUGUCAUAAGCUAUAUAUAUAUCUUCCUGGCUAUCCUUCGAAUUCCUUCAACAACUGGAAGACAAAAGACCUUUUCCACUUGUAGCUCACAUUUGGCGGUGGUAUGCACCUACUACGGAACACUCUUUACUAUUUAUGGAAUUCCAUCUGGAGAGCACUCAUUAGACAUUAACAAAGCACUAUCUUUGCUAUACACAGUUGGGACACCAUUUUUAAACCCAAUAAUUUACAGUCUGAGAAAUAAACAGAUCAAGGAAGCAUUAAAACGAUAUAUAUAUUUAAGAAGAAUAAAUCGCAAACCAAUAAAAAGAUUAUAA